ACAGCAUAGUUGAACAUUUAACAUCAUACUAAACAGACUUAAAGCGCGAAGUUAACUAUAGUGACUUUAAUAUAGUUUAGCUGUAGAAAAAAAUGGUGAAAUUAUUUGCUUGCACUAUCCUGCUAGUGAUCUUAGCAUACUUUAGUAAUACAUCCGCCACCGACAUUGAGGGUGGUGUACCGACGACCUUUCAAGCGCAUCCCUACCUUGUUUCAAUACAAGGUAAAGAUGGUCCACCGGUAAUCUGUGGUGGUGCUUUAAUUAAUGAGAAAACCGUUGUGACUGCUGCGCAAUGCUUGGCUUUCUACGAUGUUUCCCAACUGGCUGUCGGUGUCAAUAAUGGCGAAAGAAUCGUUGAAAUCGCUGCGCAAAGCUUCAAUCCGCAAUUUGAUUUUGUUACCAUGGAAAAUGAUGUGGCCGUUUUGAAAUUAGCGGAAUCAGUGGAAAGUGGUUUCAUUGAGUUAGCCAGCAAAGUACCGGUAAACGGUGCCAGCGGAGUGGUAACCGGUUGGGCAGAAAACAACAGUCUCGUUGAUGUUGCCGUGAGAACAAUUAACGCCGAGGAAUGCGGUUCCGGCGACUAUAAGUACAACGAAGACGAAGUGUUGAAUACCAUGUUAUGCGGCCUGGCUAGUAAUCUACAAGCUUGUAAUGGUCAACCGGGUGCUCCAUUAGUGGUUAAUAAUCAGCUGGUCGGUUUGGUUUCUUGGGGCUAUGGUUGUGGCAACAAAGGUAAUCCAGCUGUCUUCACUAAUAUUGCAAGCGAGCGUUCAUGGAUCAUUGAAACGGCUAAUAAACUUUAAAAUUAUUAGAUUAUUACAAAAAAUCAAAUAAUAAAUGACAGUUUUGAUUGAAGCAAAA
Molecule: messenger RNA, 861 nt
Organism: Bactrocera oleae (olive fruit fly)
Lineage: Eukaryota; Metazoa; Arthropoda; Insecta; Diptera; Tephritidae
Product: trypsin theta
Biological process (GO): proteolysis
Molecular function (GO): serine-type endopeptidase activity
Source: RefSeq, a predicted model, not a curated record